Molecule: messenger RNA, 4510 nt
Organism: Beta vulgaris subsp. vulgaris (sugar beet)
Lineage: Eukaryota; Viridiplantae; Streptophyta; Magnoliopsida; Caryophyllales; Amaranthaceae
Exons: 5
Coding region: 2073-2762 (229 amino acids)
Molecular function (GO): zinc ion binding; nucleic acid binding
Source: RefSeq, a predicted model, not a curated record
CAGCCCAAAUAUUUCCCCAACCCAAAUGAUUUCCCCAGCCCAAAAAGUGAAUUUCUAACCCUAAGUCUUUCACACUCUCUUUUCCUAACCCUAAGUCUUUCACACUCUCUCAUUGUAACACCCCAGUUUUUCGGAAUAUAAUUAAUAUUUAUUCUACUGAAAAUAAAUUAUUUCAUAUUUAAUAUUUUUAUGUAGGAAUUAUUUUAAAAAAAAAUAUAUAUAAAUGUUUAUGAAUUUAGUGGGUUAAGUUUAGAGAAGAGUUUACGUAUUAUAAAGAAAGGUUAUAUAUCUAUAUAGUUAUUUGGAAAAAGGAAAGGAGUAGUAUUCAUGUUAAAAAGGAAAGGGGGAAAAUAAAAGAAUAAGAAAAGAAAAGAAAAGAAAAGAAAAGAAAAGAAAAGAAAAGAAGGAAAACUACGUUAUAGCGGUUCUCACAUCUUCAUCCUCUCCACAUCUUCAUCCUCUCCAUCAAACUCUCACAAUCUUCAUCUCAACACUACCACCUUCAACAUUUCUAUCUUUCGGCGCCUCAACUACAACACAACAAUCUAUAUCUAGCGGCAAGCGGCACGUGAGGAAUAGGUUCAACAAAAAGAAAGUCGGAUUUCGGUGCGUUUGAGGUUUGGGGUGCGUUUUAAGGGUUGAUUUCACAAGUUUUCUUCACCAUUAAUCUUCCAUAGUAGUGGAUUCCGGUUUCAUUGAGGAGCCGUAUUGACUGCUUGACAUAGUUGAUUUGCUGUAUUUUAAAAGGUACAUGAAGAUUUGCAAGUGGGGUGUGGGCUGAGAGCAACGUUCCACUAGCUUAGUUGAAAUAUAGUAGUUUUAUUUCCGCUGCACUAUAAAUAUAUAUCAUAAUUUUGGAACUUAAGGUUGUAAAUAUUAAUUUACUUAAACCUUUACACGUUUGGAUUGUAAUAGUUUAAUUUAGUUGUUGCUUUAACAUUAAUUCAGUUAGGUAGUUAUCCUUAACGGUUGUUCCUGUAAUAACCGUGGAAUAACACUUUUGGAUUUCGGGUACUUAUGCAUGGAUGUAUUGAUUUUUGACCUGGAUAAGGAUUUUGGAGAUCUUGGUUUGCUGGAUUAUUCAGACAGGUUUAUUAUUUGGACGCGAGUCCUAAAUUGAAUUUUAGGCAGUCCAUAUUUCAGACGGAGCUCUGCCGAAUUUUCUGUAGAAUUUUGAUAUUAUUUAAUUUAGUUAGCAACUCGAAAUUCAGGGGUGUUAUAGUUGGUAUCAGAGCCUAGGUUUAUAAAUGACUGGGUCAAAAUAAAGAUUAUAGGAAUAUAAAUAAAAUCUUGACAAGCCGUGGUGAGGUAGUGUGAUGGGCUAUACACAGGAAGUGUAUAUGUUGUGCUAUUUGUUUAUUUAUAUUAAAGUCGACAAAAGUGUUACAUUAUCCCAAUAUCGAGCUAUGUUCUCUUACCUUGUGUAGUGCUCAGAAGAUGCAUAGACGUCAAAGGACCAAGCCAUCAAGAAUGAGCGCUUUUAUGCGCCAAAUGGCUGAGUCUAAUAAAGCUAUGAGCGAGGCUGUUCAGUCGCUUGCUGAAGCACGAGCUGCUACUAGUACAAGCAAAGCAGCUACGACAGAAAUUGCUGCUGUUCAUAAAGCAAUUGAUGAGAAGAAGCCGCCCAAGUAUGAUGGAAAAGGUGAUCCAGUGAAGAUGGAGAAUUGGAUCAGGGAGUUUGACAAGAUCUUUGUCACCCUCCAGGUCCCCGAAGAAAUGAGAGUUGACUCUGCGGCUUACCAUCUCAUCGAGGAUGCUGAUAUUUGGUGGACCAACCACAAAGAUAAUUUGACCACCAAAGUCAUAUAUGAUGAGGAUGGUUAUGAGGAGGUGGAGACAACAAAUUUUGGUUGGAAGGAGUUCAAGAAGGCACUACGUGCCGAGUUCUUCCCGCCUCAUAUGAAGAAAAGGAAGAGAAUAGAAUUUGAGAAGUUUGAGCAAGGAGAUAUGUCGGUUCAAGACUUUUAUACUAAAUACUUAGAGUUGUCUCGUUUCGUACCUGAAUUGGUUCCAACGAGCAAGAAAGAGCUCAGAAGUUUGAGGAAAAACUUGAUGUAAAUCUCCUUAGCCACAUGGGAGCUGGUGACUUCACGACUUUAAAAGAUGUUUAUGCUCGUGCCAGUAAUGCUGAAAGAAUUGAGGAGAGAAGGAAGGUCGCGGAGAAGAUGAAAGCUCCUGCAAAGGAAGAUGUCCAACACUUUGACAAGGGUAAUAAUUUCAGCCAGGAUAGGAGUAGAAAUUAUGACAAUCGGGGUUCUAAGGGAAACUUCGGUAAAGGGGGCCCAAGUCAGCAGGCCUCUAGGAGUGCUCAGAGUUCGUUUACGCCCCGUAGCCAAGCAGAGGGCCAAUUUCAAUUCCAGAAGUCAGGAGUCCUUCGUCGUUACUUCUGUAAGAAAUGUGAUAAGAACCAUCCAGGAAGAGAUUGUAAAGGCAAUAAGGUAGCAUGCAACUAUUGUGGGAAGGAGGGGCACAGGGCUUAUGAAUGUUUCUCCAAUCCAGAUGCAACGGUUGGUCGAAAUAACGAGUUAUUGAAGAGACCCCCGACUAGUAUGGCUAGUAAUCGGCCAGUCACUUCUGCUCCAAGCACCACUAUUCCAAGACGUAGUGCUGGAACAGCUAAUGCUACUUAUGUUCAAAGAGGCCCCGAGAAGAAGAAUUUGGGCAACCUAAAUCACCUUAAACAAGCGGAUGUGGAUAACAACCAGGGUAAUGCAUUGACUGAUUCCGGUUUCAUUGAGGACCGUAUUGACUGCUUGACAUAGUUGAUUUGCUGUAUUUUAAAAGGUACAUGAAGAUUUGCAAGUGGGGUGUGGGCUGAGAGCAACGUUCCACUAGCUUAGUUGAAAUAUAGUAGUUUUAUUUCCGCUGCACUAUAAUAUAUAUCAUAAUUUUGGAACUUAAGGUUGUAAAUAUUAAUUUACUUAAACCUUUACACGUUUGGAUUGUAAUAGUUUAAUUUAGUUGUUGCUUUAACAUUAAUUCAGUUAGGUAGUUAUCCUUAACGGUUGUUCCUGUAAUAACCGUGGAAUAAACUUUUGGAUUUCGGGUACUUAUGCAUGGAUGUAUUGAUUUUUGACCUGGAUAAGGAUUUUGGAGAUCUUGGUUUGCUGGAUUAUUCAGACAGGUUUAUUAUUUGGACGCGAGUCCUAAAUUGAAUUUUAGGCAGUCCAUAUUUCAGACGGAGCUCUGCCGAAUUUUCUGUAGAAUUUUGAUAUUAUUUAAUUUAGUUAGCAACUCGAAAUUCAGGGGUGUUAUACUCAUUCUCCUAACCUAAUUUUCUAGCGCCUCUCACUCUCUCUCUCUUUCUCUAAGAGUGAAAUCUCUCAGUCUUUCACACUCUCUUUCACACAAUCUUCUUCUUCAGUGCUUUUCUUCAAUAUUUGGUGUUCUUCGUCUCGCAACGUCUCGCAAAGUCGCAAAUUUGUCUCGAUUCUUCAACAUUUGCUCUUCUUUGUCUCGCAAAGUUUCGCAAUUUCGUCUCCAUUAGCGCAAUAUCAGAAUACAUGUUGCUCUUCUUCUACAUCAGGUAUUGUUCUUUUGUCAAUUUUUUUUUCUUCUUUUGUCCUUUAUUUUCUUAUUUUCUCAUUUAUUUGCUUUCGUUUUUUUCUGCUAUUUUAUGUUACUUAUGGGAUUUUUGUAUUUUGACCUUUUUUUUCGUAUUUUGUCAUUUAUUUUAUGUUAUUUAUGUGAUUUUCGUAUUUUGUCUUUCGUUUUUUUCGUAUUUUGUCAUUUAUUUUCUAUUUUUCUAUGUUAUUUUCUGUUUAAUGUUCUGUUUUUUAUUUGUUUAAUUUUCUGUUUUUUUUUUGUUUAAUUUUCUGUUUAAUGUUAUGUUAUUUAUUUUCUGUUUAAUUUUUCUAUGCUAUUUUUCUGUUUAAUUUUCUGAUUAGUGUUCUGUCAUUUAUUUUUUGUUUAAGAUGUCUAUGCUAUUUUUCUGUUUAAUGUUAUUUUUCUAUGUUAUUUUCUAUUUUUCCUACCAAUUAGUAUUAAUAUUUUUUUUCCUGUUUUCCUAUCUUUUCUUGUUCUAGCAAAUUGAGCUCUCAUCAGAGAUUCAGAGGCAGAGGAGGAGAUUGACUCCACACCUACAAAUGCUGUGAAACCAAAAAAAAGGAGAAAGUUGAUCUUAAUAAGCCUAGGGUGCUACAUUAAUGUUGUUUUGUAAUUUGUUUUUAUAAAAUUUUGUUGAUUUGGUUUGUAAUAUUGCCAAGUAUUAUCUUGGUUAGCUAGAACUUUGUUGAAAUUUCAAGGCCCAAGUGCCAAUUAUAAACCAUGCAACUGUUUUGAAAAAAAAUUAGGUUAUAUGGGUCGGGUCAACCUGAAAAAAUCGGGUUAAACAGGUUCAGGUUGACCCAUUUACAACCCGUUUAAAAAAACUCAGGUCAAACAGAUCAGGUCAGGUUGACCCGAUAACUUUCAGAUCAGGUUAGGGUUGAUGAUAUUGACCCGAAAAUUUAAACAGAUCAGGUUCAGGUUGGGGGUUUUCAACCCGAUUUAACUUGACCCGAACACGAAC